AUGAAUGUUGCAAUGGCAGGAGUUCCCAUUUUGACUUUGGAUGCGGAUGCAGAAGCUCCAGGAGCCCGAGUGCUGGCAGCUGGACGUGGGCGAUUUGCAGUGUGGGUCGGGGAAGGAGACUCAGAAGAGGUGCAAUUGGCUUUUCAUGGCAAGUGUGGUCCAGCGGCUGCGGUGAGAUUAUUACCUGGCACAACUGAGGACCUGCUCGUGAUACCAGAUGCUUCACUGGAUGCGGAGAAUGACCUUCUUCACUCACAUCCAUCUUUCGGCCUGCUUUGCAGCGUGCAAUGCAGGUCCUUGACCUCUGACCAUCGGUCCGAGCUAUCUUUCUUCCUUGUGGGUGAGUUGUUGCAGGGUGUCACGCGACAAUUUGAGCUCUUCAAGAUCUCACCGCUGGAGGUUUCUCUACAGUCAAAGAUGGGGCUGCCAAGUCUGCCUCUCACUGGUCACAUUGCCGCAGCAGAGGUGAAUCAGGAGGAGAAGCAGAACUGUUUGACAGCAGCUGCUUCAACUUCUCACGAUAUCGACAACACGGAUGCAGAGAAGAGGGAGAAGACUUUAUCAAAAUCCAGAUCGAACAGGCACAUAAAUGCAUUCCGCGAUCCCACCCAAGCGUCCAUAGCAAAAUCACUUAUUUAA
This is a messenger RNA of Durusdinium trenchii, 639 nucleotides long. Lineage: Eukaryota; Dinophyceae; Suessiales; Symbiodiniaceae. The record is from the annotation of a GenBank genome assembly.